Messenger RNA from Lecanosticta acicola, 2256 nucleotides. Lineage: Eukaryota; Fungi; Ascomycota; Dothideomycetes; Mycosphaerellales; Mycosphaerellaceae. The record is from the annotation of a GenBank genome assembly.
AUGGCCCGCGAGCCGAAAGCCCACACAAAUAAUUUGGUCUACGAUAUCUUCCUCUGGAUCUUCACCGUCGUCGUAGACCUCUUCUUCCGCGAAAUCCACCCCCGAAGCUCAUGGAAAAUUCCCAAGAAAGGCCCUGUCAUCUUCGUCGCGGCGCCUCAUGCCAACCAGUUCGUGGACCCGCUCAUUCUCAUGCGCGUGGUGCGACAGGAUGCGCACAGGAGAAUCGCGUUCUUGGUCGCGGAGAAGAGCAUGCGGAGGAAGUUCAUCGGGUUCGCUGCGAGUCUGGUAGGAUCGGUGCCCGUGGGAAGAGCGCUGGAUUUGAAGAAACCUGCUCCGGGCAAGAUAUACCUCCCAGAUCCGGAGGGAAACCCUACCCUGAUCAGAGGGAAUGGUGUCAAUUUCAAGAGCGAGCAGUUUCAGGUCGGUGGGCUGGUUGUGCUGCCGAGUGUGAACAACGCUGCGGCCAAUGCCGAGAUUGAAGAAAUUGUGUCAGGGGAUGAGCUGAGACUCAAGAAGCCGUUCAAGGGAGACGUAGCCUACAAGCAACUCACAGGGAAGCCGGUCGAGGAGAGUAAUGGGGACCUAGCCAACGGUGAUGCGGACCCUAAGAGCUUCGAGGGCACCAAAUUCCAGGUCGCGCCUCAUGUGGAUCAGGGAAAGGUGUACGAGGCGGUAUUUGAGAGGGUAAAGAGUGGAGGCUGUAUUGGUAUAUUCCCUGAAGGAGGAAGCCAUGACCGAACGGAGCUGCUCCCACUCAAGGCUGGUCUGGCCAUUAUGGCUCUAGGUGCGCUUGCUGAGGAUCCAAACUGUGGCGUCACGGUUGUGCCGGUGGGCAUGAACUAUUUUCACGCACACAAAUUCCGGUCAAGGGCUGUCAUCGAGUUCGGAUCACCCAUCGAGAUUGAGCCCCACCUCGUGGAGAUGUACAAGCACGGAAGCAAGAGAGACGCAGUCGGCAAGGUCUUGCAGACUGUAUACGACAGACUGUCUGCUGUUACUGUUCAAGCGCCCGACUACGAUACCCUGAUGCUCAUCCAAGCCGUCAGGAGACUGUACAAUCCCAAAGGAAAGAAGAUGCCUCUGCCAUUCGUAAUCGAGCUCAACCGGCGACUGAUCAAAGGCUACCAAACGUACAAGAACGAUCCUCGGAUAGUUCAUCUUCGCAAAGAGGUGCUGGACUACAACAGACAGCUCUUCCAAAUGAAUAUUCGGGAUCACCAAAUCUCAUACGCUCAAUACCCUUGGUACUGGGUUGUUUUCCUGCUGGUAUACCGGACUUUGAAGUUGAUGCUUCUGCUACUUGUUUCCCUCCCGGGUGCGAUUUUGUUCUCGCCCGUGUUCAUUCUGGGCAAGAUCAUCUCGAGACAGAAGGCGAAGGAGGCGCUUGCAGCAUCUACAGUCAAAGUGAAGGCAAGAGACGUGGUGGCAACAUGGAAGAUCCUGGUGUCCUUGGCUCUCGCUCCAGCCUUGGACAUAUUCUACACCAGCAUACUCGUCUCUUGGACAUGGCACAACAGAAUCAGGGGCUGGGUACCACAACUCCUGCCUCUGUGGCUCGUGGCAUCCUGCGGUCUCUUCUUCUUCCCAGCUAUCUGCUUCGGAGCCCUGAGAUUUGGCGAGAUUGGAAUGGACAUCUUCAAAUCGCUACGGCCGCUGUUCAUGUCCAUCCACCCAACGCAAAGCAAUACAUUAGUCAAGUUGCGCAAGAAGCGCGCAUGGCUGCAAGAGCGGAUCAACGAUAUUAUCAACGAGCUAGGACCCGAACUCUUCCCCGACUUUGACCAGAACCGCAUCGUCAACGAUCCGGAACAUCCCCUCCACUCUCCAUCACGCUCGAGACCGGGUACACCCACGCACCGCCGCGACGGCAGCGAAAUCGACUCGUUGUCUUUCUCACCCGCUAGCCCCGUCGCACCCUCAGCCGCAAGUCACAAUCUUCCUCGUAACGAGAGUUUCAAGAACAUCAGCUCCAUCGGUAUCUUCGCAAGUCGUCCCGGUACUCCAAACCGCAGCCGAAGUCGGUCCAACAGCCACGAUUUCCGUGGCGCAAGUUUCGGUAUGACGAGCAUCGAUAGCACCGCAGCGCCUGCGGUGGGUGCAAAGGCAAAUUUGGACGAAGUGAGCAAGAAUUUGCACGAGGCCAUGAGGGAACGAGGACGGCGAAGGAAGAGCGAUGCGGAGUUUGAAUUUGACCGCAGUAGUGAGCCGGAGGAGACGGAAGAUUUUGAGCCGGAAGAGGCGAAGAAGGAUAUUUGA